Girardinichthys multiradiatus is the source of this 703-nucleotide messenger RNA. It is a transcript of the gene acot13, whose product is annotated as acyl-CoA thioesterase 13. NCBI's taxonomy places the organism in Eukaryota, Metazoa, Chordata, Actinopteri, Cyprinodontiformes, Goodeidae. The transcript has 3 exons. The record is from RefSeq and is a predicted model, not a curated record. Gene Ontology annotation, molecular function: fatty acyl-CoA hydrolase activity. Bases 79 to 507 code for a protein of 142 amino acids.
GACGACUCGUGUAACGCAGCAACUUCCUGGGAGACAUAAACAUAACUUUGACAUUGGCCUCAUUUCUAACCGUCAAACAUGGGCUCGCUGACUUUAAAUUCAAUGAAACAAAUAAUGAGAGCCAUGGUCGACAACCCGGGCUUCGACAGAGUCUUGAGUAAGGUGGAUGUUGUGUCUGCGAGCCCCGGGAAGGUGGUGUGUGAGAUGCGGGUGGAAGAGGAGCACACUAACCGGGGAGGGACGAUGCACGGCGGGCUGACAGCUACUCUGGUGGACGUCAUCUCUACCAUGGCCAUUAUGUACAGCGAUAGAGGAGCCCCGGGGGUCAGCGUGGACAUGAAUAUAACGUACAUGAACGCUGCCAAGAUAGGGGAAGACGUCCUCAUCACUGCACAAGUCUUGAAGCAGGGAAGAACGCUGGCAUUUGCCACAGUAGAUCUCACCAGCAAAGCCACAGGGAAACUUAUUGCACAAGGAAGACAUACAAAACACCUCGGCAGCAGCUAAAGUGUCUCUUCUAACCAAAAUUGUAUCAUUUACUGCUAAAACUUUGGAUUCUGAAUGAAUAUGCACACUACUUUCUGUAUGUGAAGAAGCUUGCAGAACAAAGUUAUGUUUUUCAUAAGUUAUUUGUGUUGGUUUUGUCAAGAAUAUUGAGCAGUGGAUGUUUCUUGUACGCGCAAUAAAGCCAGAUGGACAAAGA